AUGUCCGGUCCAAGCUCUCAGAUGACAACAUACCCGGAUGUUGAUUCUGUGUUCAGGUCCUUGGGAACGUGGGGAAGAUGGCAGAUCUUUCAGCUAAUACUCAUUCAGCUACAGUAUAUAGCCCCUGACUUUCAUUUACUGGCCAUCGUGUUCCUGGGUUACGAGCCACCCUUUUCCUGUUUUGUUGUCGACAACACGACUGGGCUGUUAGAACACAAUGUUACACAUUACGUUCAGGAAGGCGAUUGUAAAGUGAGGAAUACUUGGACAAACGUGACGUCACCAUGUCACCAUGGCUACUGGUAUGAUGCGCCACUGGAGACGGCCACCAUCGUGACUGAGGGUAUCGUCAUGACAGGGAGCGUUCUGCCACUAGAGAUAAUCCCGGUAGAGAAGAGGGCCAUCGUGCACCUGCUCGGUACAGGAACCUGA
Molecule: messenger RNA, 432 nt
Organism: Liolophura sinensis
Lineage: Eukaryota; Metazoa; Mollusca; Polyplacophora; Chitonida; Chitonidae
Exons: 3
Coding region: 1-432 (143 amino acids)
Source: RefSeq, a predicted model, not a curated record